Messenger RNA from Cornus florida, 1151 nucleotides. Its product is annotated as heavy metal-associated isoprenylated plant protein 23-like. Lineage: Eukaryota; Viridiplantae; Streptophyta; Magnoliopsida; Cornales; Cornaceae. The transcript is spliced from 2 exons. The record is from RefSeq and is a predicted model, not a curated record. Bases 366 to 818 code for a protein of 150 amino acids. Gene Ontology annotation, molecular function: metal ion binding.
AAUUAUUAAGAAAGGAAUAUCCAAAGGUUGAAUCGAAGUUUCUUGCAGUUUCUAUGUGAACCCCACUUCAUUAAUUAUUUUACUCAAAACCAUAUGAUAAGUAUUUGUCUCAAAACCCCAAUAAUUUUUUUCUGUCUAUAUAUAUGUGUGUGUGUGUGUAUACUAACCAUCAAGACCAUUUGUCUCUUCUGUUGUCACCCUUCAGCCUCUCUUCUCUUUACACUUCUCUCUCUUGCAGUCUAACUUCAGAGUCCAUUAAUCCCUUAAGCUUGCAAAAGUUUAUCCUAUAUAUAUAUAUAUAGAUAUUAUUACAAAAUUAAUUAAGUUUAUCUAAGUUCAAAGUGUGAUUAGAAGGUGGAAAAGAAAUGGGAGUUGCUGGGACUUUGGAGUAUUUCUCUGAAUUGCUGAGCAGUGCAAAGAAAGGAAAGAAAAAGAAGAUAUUGCAAACUGUAGACCUCAAAGUUAGGAUGGACUGUGAAGGCUGUGCACUUAAAGUCAAGAAAACACUCUCUUCUCUCAAAGGAGUGAAAUCUGUGGAUGUGAACUUAAAGCAGCAGAAGGCAAGUGUAACUGGAAAUGUUGAUGCCAAGAAAGUGUUGAAGAAGGCUCAGUCUACAAAGAAAAAGGUUGAGCUUUGGCCUUAUGUUCCAUACAAUUUGGUGGCCCAUCCUUAUGUUGCUCCUGCUUAUGACAAGAAGGCACCUCCUGGUUAUGUUAGGAAAACUGAGGACACUGCCAUUUCUUCUUUAAGCACAGUGGAAGAACAGUACACCACCAUGUUCAGUGAUGAGAAUCCAAAUGCUUGCUCUAUCAUGUAGAUAAUUUGCCCACCGCUGCGAGAAAAACUUGUUUGAGCCGGAGCUAGCUCGUUGAGUACACUUGAAGACAUAUAUGUGUGUGUGUGUGUACAAAUAUGAAGAAAUGGAUAGUCAUACUUCUUGUUACAUGCAUCUUAAUAAAUUUUCUUUGGAGAUCUAAGUAUAUAUAUUUGGUUAUGUGACUUAUUUUUUAAUUUUUUCCUGCAGACACACCUAUAUUGUCCCGAGCAUACUUGAACACUCAACCUUCUCUUUUUAAGGAUGAGAUGUUUAAAAUUUUUGUCCUCCACAAUAUAUUUACAACUAAUAAGAUCAAGAACGAGAUGUUUAAAA